Messenger RNA from Frankliniella occidentalis (western flower thrips), 2599 nucleotides. RefSeq names its product venom dipeptidyl peptidase 4. Lineage: Eukaryota; Metazoa; Arthropoda; Insecta; Thysanoptera; Thripidae. The record is from RefSeq and is a predicted model, not a curated record. Gene Ontology annotation, molecular function: serine-type peptidase activity; dipeptidyl-peptidase activity. Gene Ontology annotation, biological process: proteolysis.
GUCCGGGCGCGCGGGACAUGUUGACGCGGACCUCGGACAGGAUCAGGACCAGGAGGACCAGCGGGAGCGCCCGGUUCAGGGUCUGAGAUGGCCGACGCACAACGGAACGGCACCUCCAGCCACUCGCUCGAGAUGGCCAACAGCAACCAGGAGCUAGUCUCGCGCGGACGGGCGCGUCGUUGGAAAUGGUUGGGGCUCGGUAUCGCGGCCGCGGUCACGAUCGCCAUCGUGACCACCGUCCUGGUUUUGGUCUUGAAGCCCAGCCCCGACGAGCCGAAGGGCGCGCAGCUCACGCUGGAGGACAUCCUCAGCCGACGGUUUGCGCCUCGGCAGUUCAACGCCAGCUGGAUCUCAGACACAGAGCUGUUUUUCGACAAGGACACGUCCGGUUACGAGCCGGUUGUGUUCGACAUUAGUUCCAAACUUUCCAAAUCUCCAUUUUCCGAUAAUGUAAAGUUAGAAUACCAGACAUUCCAGACUGAACUGUCAGCAGACAAAAAGUAUGCCUUAGAAUCUUUUUCGUACAGAGCGCUGUACAGACAUUCCUACCUAGCCUACUACAACAUUAUUGACGUGGCGACAGGGAAGAAGACCCCCAUUCUGAUCCCCGGCCGGAGCGAGCCGGUGUUCGUCCAGCUGGCCGAGUGGGGCCCGCAGGGCAGCGCACUGGCCGUGGUCGUGGGCAACGACAUCUACUACCAGAAGGACGCCCUGUCGCAGCUCGUGAGGGUCACAACGACGGGCGUGCACGACACCGUCUACAACGGCGUGCCCGACUGGGUCUACGAGGAGGAGGUGCUGUCGAGCAAGAAGGCCCUGUGGUUCUCGCCCGACGGCGCGCUGCUCGCGUACGCCACCUACAACGACACCCGCGUGCCCGUCAUGACCCUGCCGUACUACGGCCGGCCCGGCGACCUCACGUUCCAGUACACGCGCGCCGUCAACAUCAGAUACCCCAAGCCCGGCACCAACAACCCCGACGUGACACUGAGCGUGUUCGACCCGAGCACCGGGGUGCGCGUCACCGUGGAGCCGCCGCCCUCCAUCAAGGCCGGCCCCCACGAGCCGGUGCUGGCCGUGACGCACUGGGUCCCGGACGCGCCCGCGCCGCGCCUACUCACCGUGUGGAUGAACCGCGUCCAGGACCACGCCGUCGUGGAGCUCGUGACGGUGUCGGCGGGCGCCAUCAGCCGGGUCACCCUGGCCGACCUCCAGCAGCCCAAAGGAUGGAUCGAGCUGUUCGAGGAGGGCGUGACGAGCCUGGGCGCGCGCGCCCGCGGCCGGGUGCUGCUGCCGCUCUCGCACCCCGUCGGCACCGACAGCUUCCGCCACAUCGCGCUCUUCCACCCCAACGAGGACGGCUCGUACUCCAGGACCAGCCUGACGGACGGCGCCUACGUCGUCACCAGCAUCCUGUCCUGGGACAGCGACAAUGGAUACGUGUACUUCGUGUCGACGGCCGAGGGCGACCCCAAGCGCGCGCUGGUGCAGCGCGUCAAAGACGACCCGGUGGGCGCGCCCCACAAGCCCGAGUGCCUCUCCUGCAACGUCACCGACUGCCUGUACGCCACGGCCGCGCUCAGCAAGAACAACAGCUACAUCGCGCUCACGUGCUCCGGGCCCGGGGUGCCCUUCACCGCCAUCUACAGCACUGAGAAGGCGCCGCAGAAGCUCAUGGACUGGGAAAACAACGAGAGCAUCCGCGAAGCGCUGGCACCGAUGGCCCUGCCGACGAGGAAGUCGAUCGAGGUGGACCUGCCGGGCGGCUUCAAGGCCCAGGUCAUGCUCUGGAUUCCUCCAGGCGCCGACCUCAGCGGCAAGACCAAGUACCCCAUGCUCGUGGACGUGUACGGGGGUCCCAACUCUUUCCGAGUCUCGGAGCGCUUCGCCAUGGACUGGGGAACGUUCCUGAGCGCGAACAAGAGCGUCAUCUACGCGGCCAUCGACGGCAGGGGCUCGGCAAACAAGGGGGACAACACCAUAUUCUCAAUCUACCACCGAUUUGGCACAUAUGAAGUGGAGGAUCAAAUCAAUGUGACGAAGAAGUUGCAGCAGGAUUUGAAAUACAUAGACACCUCAAAAACUGCAAUUUGGGGAUGGAGCUAUGGAGGUUACGCCUCAGCCAUGGCCCUUGCAAUGGACACAGAGAAUGUGUUCAAAUGUGGCAUGUCUGUUGCUCCUGUAACUGACUGGAUUUAUUACGAUUCUAUUUACACAGAGAGGUACAUGGGAUUACCUACCGAGAAAGAUAAUCGAUUUGGUUAUACGAGAGCCCAGUUGACAAACAAAGUUGGAAACUUUAAGAACAAGUUCUUCAUGCUUGUCCAUGGUACAUUGGAUGACAAUGUUCAUUAUCAACAAUCAAUGAUGUUGUCAAGAGCUCUGGAAGAAGAUGAUAUACUUUUCAGACAACAGAGUUACCCCGAUGAGGAACAUGGAAUAAACUAUUUACAGCCCCAUCUUUACCACACAUUACAGAACUUUUUGAUGGAGUGCUAUCAAUCUGUCUAGUCAAAAGAGAGCAUGAGUGAUUUUGUAAAUGAGUGUACAUAUGUGAUAAACUAGGAUGUACAAACAAAGAGUGAUUGUGAAUAAGAAA